CUUCUGCGGACUCUUCUUCAAAAACAAGCAGAGGCACCGCGCCUUUCGCUGCGUCGCCUUCUUCACUGAGAGCAACCGCAGGCUGCGCAUCUGCGACGGAGACCAGGGGAGAGGAGGCGCGGGAAAGGCUGCUUUUCUUGUCUCUUCGCGGGAGUUUGGGGAUUUCCUUUCUCUCUGCGUCUCCCCCGGAAUCUUCUUCACGAUCGUCGCCGGUCAACGGCCUCGCCUUUCUCCCUAGUGUGCCCUCCCCUCAAUCUGCCGUCCUCCUCCGUGUCUCUCGUUGCUUCCCCUCUCGUUUUCUCUUUUCUCUCCUCUUCCCUCGUUCUCUCUUUUCUCUGCUCUUCCCUCGUUCUCUCUUUUCUCUCCUCUUCCCUCGUUCUCUCUUUUCUCUUCGUCCCUCGUUUCCUUUUUAGUCCCCCCCACCAUUUUCUCUCUCUUCGUUCCGCAGUCUUCCAAUUGUUUCCAAGUGGUCUCCCUCGCUGCGGUAGACAAGAUGUCGGUGCUGCAGAGGAUCGCGGAGGUGGAGGCGGAGAUCGCCAGAACGCAGAAAAACAAGGCGACAAACUUUCACUUGGGGCUCUUGAAGGCGAAACUGGCCAAGCUGCGCGCGCAGCUGAUCGAGGGAAGCACUAAGAAAGGAGGCGGUGCUGGAGGCGAAGGCUUCGAUGUUUCCAAGACAGGCGAUGCGCGCGUCGGUCUCGUCGGCUUCCCCUCUGUGGGGAAAUCGACGCUUCUCAAUAAACUCACAGGAACGUUCAGCGAAGUGGCUGCAUACGAAUUCACAACUUUGACGUGCGUCCCGGGUGUCUUCAAGUACAAAGGAGCCAAGGUUCAGCUUCUCGAUCUCCCUGGAAUCAUCGAGGGGGCGAAGGAUGGCAAAGGUCGUGGCAAGCAAGUCAUCGGCGUUGCCCGAACCUGCUCGUUGAUUCUUAUUGUGCUCGACGUGAUGAAACCUAUCACCCACAAACAGAUCAUUGAGAGAGAACUCGAGGGGUUUGGCAUUCGCUUGAACAAGAAGCCACCCAACAUCACUUUCAAAAAGAAAGACAAAGGUGGCAUCAGCGUGACGCACACUGUGCCUUUGAACAACAUCGACGAGGAGACAAUCAAGUCCAUUUGUCACGAGUACCGCAUUUCGAAUGCACAGAUUGCGAUUCGCUGCGACGCGACAGCCGACGACAUCAUCGAUGUCAUAGAAGGCAACCGUCUGUACAUUCCGUGUCUCUACGUGAUGAACAAGAUCGACCAGAUCACAAUUGAAGAGCUGGACAUCAUCAGCAAAGUGCCACACUACAUCCCCAUUUCAGCGCACCACGAGUGGAAUCUGGACGGCUUGCUGGAGAAGAUUUGGCAGUACCUGGACCUCGUGCGUAUCUACACGAAGCCGAAGGGCCAGAUUCCCGACUACAAUGCGCCAGUCAUUUUAAACAGUCGCAUGCGGCGCGUGGAGGACUUUUGCGUGCGAAUUCACAAGUCGCUGCUGGACGAGUUCAAGCUGGCGAUCGUGUGGGGGAAAAGUGUAAAGCACAAUCCGCAGAAAGUGGGGAAAGAUCACGAGCUGGUUGACGAGGACGUCGUGCAGAUUGUCAAGAAGUAGGAGCAGAGAGGCCCUGCGGCGUUCAGAGAAGAGCCCGUUGUGGCGGGUGUAUCUGUGAGUCUGCUCUGGGGUGGGUGAGAGGCUUCGAGAGAAGAAAGGAAGAAAACUCUCGCCUUCGGAGGGAACAGUGGGAAGGCAAGACGCGAAAUGGAGCACGCGGGGAACGACGCAGGAGACGCAUUUUCGGCUAGGUAGCGUUGUCAGGGUCUUUCCUUCUGCCCUUCGAGUUUGUAUAGUACCUGUCGAGAUCCGUCGACCUCUUUUGUCGGUUCGUGCUUCUCUUCGCCUCUUGCGCGUCUCUGCCUUUUUCUGUGGCUGCGUUUUCCGGUGGCUGGUGUACGUGACUCUUGGCUAUCUUGUCUCUGCGCUCCCUUACCGCUUCUUCGCUUCGUUUCUCUUUUCCUCCGUUUCCGCGCCGCCCCUCUUCGCGGAGGUAGCGUGGCAUUCGCGGGGGACGAGUGCUUGGCUUCUGUCUCGGUGGAUGUACACCCUGCCGCUCUUUUGCUGGACGAGGCCGAGGGUGGCUUCCAAAGGCUGGAACACUUGGUUCUCCUUGCGUCGUCUCCCCGGAGUGAUCAAGAGGGAAAGGACCUGCAGCAGAUGUGAAGGUGCCUGUUGUCUCUUUUGAAUCUGCUGGGUUCGUUCUCGUCACGUCAGGUCUUCCACUGUUGUUUGUUCUCCAACUGAAGUCUUUCAACCUGUCUACACGCGCUGGCGCGAACGUGUCUCUCCGUGGCUCUGGCCGCCUCUCUCUAGCGCAAGUGGCCAGGAUGCGCUUGUCAAUAUUCGAG
This is a messenger RNA of Toxoplasma gondii ME49, 2388 nucleotides long. RefSeq names its product GTP-binding protein. Gene Ontology annotation, cellular component: cytoplasm. Lineage: Eukaryota; Apicomplexa; Conoidasida; Eucoccidiorida; Sarcocystidae. Bases 494 to 1597 code for a protein of 367 amino acids. Gene Ontology annotation, biological process: cytoplasmic translation. Gene Ontology annotation, molecular function: GTPase activity; GTP binding. The record is from RefSeq and is a predicted model, not a curated record. The transcript is spliced from 6 exons.